Molecule: messenger RNA, 960 nt
Organism: Metarhizium brunneum ARSEF 3297
Lineage: Eukaryota; Fungi; Ascomycota; Sordariomycetes; Hypocreales; Clavicipitaceae
Biological process (GO): spindle assembly
Cellular component (GO): HAUS complex; cytosol
Source: RefSeq, a predicted model, not a curated record
AUGGUCCUGUCAGCAAAAGCCCCCACGGCGCACGAUGGUUCUGCGGCCAUCUUUUCUCCGUCCAUGGCUCGUAUCGCUGCCUCAACUGCCAAGGACUGGUCUUACGUAGAUUCCUGGCUUGCCUCCAAGUUUCCUGAUAGCUACACUCUGCCCAGAUUUGAACGCAAUCCCUCAACGCUCAAAGCCUUGCUCGCUGUGGCCAGCAUCAGUGAGCGCGCUGACGACAGUCGUCAUUUACUAGCCGGCGCGGAAAAAAUUGCCCAGGGAGAGGGCAGUCACAUUGAUGGAUAUUUCGAAGAUUUGGCAGAUGACCCGCCCCGUUCUAGAAUGACCUCAGGCAUUCGUGAACAAAUUUUAUCGGCUAUUUCCGCUCACCUCGACCAGGAUGGCAAAGCUGCUCUCGACGCUAUGGGGGACGCAGCCGUACAACAUGGAAUCAGCCUUCCAAAGCUAGAGGAUCUUAGCAAUCAACUGAUUGCUCUACAAACGACUUUGUUUGAAACCUCGCAGGCGAGUUUGAGGGCAGAUUUUUGGAGAAGUUUUCUUUACCGUGAAGCGAAGAGGACUACAGACUGGCUUGCUACUGCGCAGAGCCAGAAUUACAACUUGCCUCCAGAACUAGCCAAGCAGAACUUGGACCUACAGCGGAAAACCAAGGCCUUUAUUGCACAUUUAUCAGAUACACAAGAGCGCAUAGCAACCUGCAUACCGAGCGGAAAGGGCUCCGAUCCAACUAUUCAGCUCGUGACCGAGGAAGAAGAGCAGUUUUUGGCUGUAUUGUCCCAUAAGAAGGAUCUAGAUGCGCAGUUGAUGGUCUUUCAAGGGCUGCCAAGCGAUACAAACAAAGCUAGGGAUGAAGUUGACACACUUCGGCAAAAGCUGAGAGGAUUCACCUCUCGUAGAGACCAAGCAUUCGAAAGCUUAGUGGAACAAGCAAGCCCGGUCAAGCGGCGUCCAUGA